Vicia villosa (hairy vetch) is the source of this 1281-nucleotide messenger RNA. RefSeq lists its product as uncharacterized. The record is from RefSeq and is a predicted model, not a curated record. The transcript has 3 exons. The coding region runs from base 1 to 1281 and encodes 426 amino acids. Lineage: Eukaryota; Viridiplantae; Streptophyta; Magnoliopsida; Fabales; Fabaceae.
AUGGCUAGAAAGCGGAGGAAGAUAAUCUUGGAUAACAGAAAAAGAAUAAGAAAUUUAAUGCCCACUGAAGUUGAUGAUACUAAAAAUACAAAUUCAAAGCGCAGGACGUCAAAGAAUGUGGUUGGGAUUUCCAAUAACAGGGUUUUUCUGAAUGACAUAAUGAAUCACGCAUCCACCUCAACUGGUGAAAGGUCCAGUGAUUUCAUACGGUCUGAUAUUCCACUUGACUCACAUUAUCGCAACAAUGAUGGAUCCAACUCGGACAAUAAUUUAAAUUCGCCUAAUAGUUCAGAAUAUGAUGAUCAUGCAGAUCCUGAACCUUUACAAGAUCCCCAUCUCCAAGAAUAUUAUGAUAUUAGAGACCAAAGUUAUGAAUGUGCUCUCUGUCAAUCAUGUAUGUGGUACAAAGAAAAAGUGGACAGAAAUAGGACAACAACAGUUCCUCGAUUCCAUAGUUGCUGCCGUGGGGGAAAAAUUGUUCUGCCAUUCCUUGAUGAACCUCCAAAACUGUUGCAACAUCUUCUGUUUGAUACAACAAAUUCGGAGAGUAAAAACUACCAAAAUAAUAUACGAACAUACAACGCAAUGUUCUCAUUCACUUCCCCCGGAAUGAAAUUCGACACAACAUACUCUAAAAGAGGAGGACCACCUAAUUUGAGACUGCAUGGGCAGAACUGUCAUCGAAUAGGGACGUUGUUGCUAGAAACUGGAAAUGAUCCACAAUAUGCUCAAUUAUACAUCUACGAUACUGAUAAUGAAGUUGAAAAUAUAAUGCAAUGUUUUAAGGACAACACACGCAUCGCCCGACCAAUUGUCAACAAACUGAAGUUAAUGUUAGAUGAGCACAACAUCCAUGCCAAGGAUUUGAGAAUGGAAAGGGAUGUUUUAAAGACAGAUUCUUUCACGGACUUAAAACUCAGGCUCAUUUCUGAUAGACAUGAAGAUGGUCGUGUUUAUAACAGGCCUACCGUGUCAGAAGUUGCUGCACUCAUUGUUGGUGACAUUGAUUCCAAUGAUAAAAGAGACAUCUUAAUUCAACGCCGUAAUGGUGGUUUGCAACGAAUUGAUGAGUUUCAUCCGACAUAUUUGGCAUAUCAAUAUCCUCUUAUAUUUCCUUAUGGUGAAGAUGGUUACAAUAAAAACAUAAUGCACAAAUAUAGGCAGGAAACUGAAGUCGCUAAGAAAAAUCGUCAGAGCAUUAAGGAUUGGCUUUGUUUCCUCUUACAACAACGGCGCAAAAAAGCAAAAACACUGCUUUACUCAAGACGUCUAUUUCAGUAA